Molecule: messenger RNA, 3928 nt
Organism: Leptidea sinapis
Lineage: Eukaryota; Metazoa; Arthropoda; Insecta; Lepidoptera; Pieridae
Product: insulin-like peptide receptor
Exons: 8
Coding region: 427-3159 (910 amino acids)
Molecular function (GO): protein binding
Source: RefSeq, a predicted model, not a curated record
AGCGUCACUCGUCAGUCGCAUCGGCAACUUUAUUUCGAUCGGGCGAAUUUAUUACUAAGUCAUUGUGCAGUUUUCCUUAUUAGCUAUUCUCAAUGCUCGUCCUAUGUAACCUGAGGUCUAAUUAGGUGAUUUUAUUGCAAUCGGUAUCAAUCGUGUUUUGAGCCAAUGACCGUCCAGUUGGAUAGACUACAACCCAAUCGGAUCACUUGUUCCAGCGACUUUUUUGUAAUCGGUCGACCGUUAAAAGAGAGCCAGUGCAAAGUGCGUUUUAAUUGCAGAAAGAGAUGGGAUAUCACGAGGAACAAUGUGUUUAUGUGGAACGAAUGUAUACAUGAGUUUGUGGAGGCGGCUAUUCAAGAGGCGAUUUAAAUCGCGCGUUUAUAACAAAUAUAAGAAAUUUGGCGGGAAAAGGAAGCUGAAUGUAAAAUGGCGACGAGAGCUAUAGUUUGGCUCACAAUAUGUGUAUUGAUCAGCUGUGGCUCAUCUUCUAGUGAGCCGAGCGAAUAUCACGGGCUGUGUACGAACAUGUUUUGCAAUAGGCUGAGCUUGUUACGGAAACUACAAAACUGUACGAUCGUCCUCGGGGACUUGAAUAUAUCGCUUUUGGAGAGAACGAAGAGGAGUGACUUUAAAGAAUUGAGCUUCCCAAAUUUAAAAGAGGUAACAGGUUUUGUCGUGGUAUACCGUGUCGCUGGAUUGGAAUCGUUGGGCCAAUUGUUCCCGAACCUCAUGAGGAUAAGAGGAAAUACACUUAUGUCUAACUAUGCUUUGAUUAUUUAUGACAUGCCCAAGCUUAGAGAGGUAGGUCUAUACAAUCUUCUGAAGAUUGACAGAGGUGGUGUCAUCAUAUGGACAGGGCCGCUCACCUGUUACUUGGAUACAAUCAAUUGGAAAGCAAUUGCACCGAAUUCUAGACAUGUUCUGAGUGAUUUCAAUACCAUAAAUAGAUGUAAAAACAUUCCAUGUACUUGUUCCACGAAUGCUUCGGCUAACUUCUGUUGGAAUAAUAGGAAAUGCCAGCGUUUCCUCGAAGGGCCUGAGGCAGAGAAAUGUAGCCAGCAGUGUGUUGGUUGCCGUAGGACCAAUUCGGAGAGUUGUUCGUUGUGUAGACAUUAUACGUACAAGAACGACUGUGUUAGCAAGUGCCCUCCAGGGACAAUAGUUCUAGUGGAGAGUAAUUACUGUGUCACAGGAGAUGAAUGUAGACAUAUGGGUCGCUUGUCAUGGAAUAACACGUGCGUCGCUGAUUGCCCUGAAAAUUAUGUCAAAUCUGAAGGUGCAAUAACAGACUGUGUGCCAUGUGAGAACUGUCAUAAGACAUGUUCCAGCCUAAUUUUACAAACAUUAGCGUCGAUACAAGCGGCAGCCAGAUGUGUAAGAGUCAAUGGUUCUAUAACUAUUCAUAUCAGAACGAUGCCGGAGGCUAUGAGUGAAUUGCGAUAUUAUUUGAAGAGUAUUAAAGAGGUGUCUGAUUACAUCGUUAUAUACGGCUCUAUAGUCAUAACCUCUUUGGAUUUCUUGCCAGCUUUACAAAAAAUCGAAGGACAAACACUUUUUGAUGAAAAAUAUAGCUUUGUUGUUUAUGAUAUGGAGAAUUUACAAACAUUAUUUACGGCUAACGUUACUAAUAAUUUGAAAGUCAAUCAAGGAUCUCUGAGAUUUUAUAGGAAUCCUAUGCUAUGCGAGAGUGAAAUUGAAAAGAUACGAAUACUGUUUCCUACUGCACCGAGUGAAUUGGAUAUUCCUGAAGGUCUUAAUGGCUACAGUGGAGGAUGUGAUAAAGUGUCUCUUAAUCUAACAGUAGAAGUUAAAAAUGAAACAUCUGUUACUGUUAAAUUUCAUUCCGAACCUAUUCCUGAUAUUCAAUAUAGUAUUCUCUAUGUAAUUGUUCCUCGUGGUUUGCGUACUAUUUCUGUUCCUGAAACUUGCAGUGAAACGGACUGGGAUGCAAUAAAUAUACAUAGUCCUAUAAAUAAGGAAGUGGAAAUGGAUUUAUCAGCACUUCAUCCUGCCACUUCUUAUGCUAUUUGUAUAGAAAAGUACGAUCCACUACAUAGGCAUUUAUCACGAUCUGAUGUAAAGCAUUUCUCUACUGCUGUCGGAAAACCUGAGCCACCAUUUAUAAUAGAACUUGUUGCAUCAUCAUCAGAAUCUGUAGUUAUUCGCUGGGUUGAUCAUUUAGCCUACCAGCCCCAUAUUGUUCGAUAUGAGUUAGAUGUAGUGUUAGUAAACAUAAAGAGCUCUGAUAUUCUGGCUCGAAACCACUGCACAUAUAAUAAUUAUGAAUGGUUAGACGAUUACACAGUUCAUGCAAAGAUAAUGAGACCGCCUAAAAAUUAUGACGCAGGCUGUGAAUCUAUGUGUGGAAUCCUAUCUACCGUAACCAUGGGUGCCUUAGUUGAUGAGCAUUUUGAUGUGUGCAAUAUUGUGAAAAGGUGCGAUUUUGAUGAUGAAAGACCAAAGAAUUCUAGUACAGGAUCUUAUAUAAAAACUUUAGCUUUAAACAUUAGCGGACCUAAGAAGGAUUAUCAAAUCGUGGGUCUAGCAGCGUAUAGAGAUUAUAGAUUUAAAUUAAAAGCCUGCACGAAAAGUCAAUGCAGCCAAUCUGUUACGAAUACAGUUAAAACUUUACGUUCGGAUUCAGCUGAUAUAGCCUUAAUAUCAUUUGUAACAGCUGAUGAAAAAGGUAUUGUAACUGUGAAAUGGGACUCGCCCCGUAUUAUCAAUGGUGCAGUAUUAUCGUACAUAGUUGAAGUAUAUCCUGUUAUUAAGUUUAGCGACGUUAGUCAAAUGAUGCCACAUACAGUAUGUGUUUCUGGAAACGUAACAGAUUUGGUUAUGAAGUCAGUAGUGGCAAGCAAAUAUUUAGUUAGAUUGUGUACAAAAACUCUUGCGUCAACUUAUUCAUGUGGUGAAAAAGAAAAAAUUGUUGUAGCUUUCCAAGUUAUUCCAACAUGGUGGUGGUCUGGUAUAUUUUUUGGCAUAUUUAUAUAUAGUUUCUCAUGCGUUAUUGGUUGGAGAUGGAGGUCUAGGAAUAUUGUUACUGAUGAUAUACCUCUAGUUGAUGCUACUUCGCUGUAUCGUAAUGAAAGUGAACCACCUGCGGUGAUGAUGUCCGACUUUGCCCCAAUAUAUAACAUUCCAUUAACAGAUAGCUAGCAUGGAACAUUUAAAGCCUCAUACAUCGAUGGCUUAAAAUAUAGUUUCCUGUAAAUUAAAUGAUGAAAUGUACCUAAAUUGCGAAUGAUAUGUGAUAACGUAAUGUUGUAAUCAUACUUGUUAUUAUUGUGUUAUUAAUUAGUUAAUUCUUUUACCAUCCGGACAUGUUUGAUUUAUAAAAAUACGCAUAAUGUAUUAAAAAUUAGUAACAGUAAACCUAGCUGUGAUAUCGUGCGGGCAGUACUACCUCCACACCAAUUUGAUUGCACAUUUUCAUAAGUCUUCCGGUUUGAAUUGUUUAUAUAGGCAUAUGAUGAUGUAUUGUAUCUAUAAUACAUAAGAUACAGAGUUACUGGCGCAAAGCGACGCUUUAUGAAGUGCUACGACUCAAAUCAUAGUGUUACUGCCAUGUAAAGCAAAUACCAAAUUACAUCUAGUGGGGAUAUGUUCCUUCCAGCACUAAGUUUAAAUAAAAAAGGCAACCACUUAUACCUUACUUAUACUUCAAAUAUACCUGGAUUAUGUAAAAGGUACCUACAUGGUGUUUUAUAUACUCGUCAUAAUAAUACGUAUGAAAUCAGCACCAGAAAAUAUGAAACUCUUUGCACACUUUGACUCACGAAUGCAAUACCGUAACGAAUUCAUAAUAUAGCCAAUGUAUAUUUUAUUAGUAAUAAGUAUGAAUAUAUAUAUAGCUGAAUUAUAAGUAAAUUGUAAACACAUAACUCAAAGCAACCUUGUGAUAUAUUAAUAAAAUUUUGUAACAACA